Molecule: messenger RNA, 1063 nt
Organism: Tyto alba (common barn owl)
Lineage: Eukaryota; Metazoa; Chordata; Aves; Strigiformes; Tytonidae
Product: D-beta-hydroxybutyrate dehydrogenase, mitochondrial-like
Exons: 4
Coding region: 5-679 (224 amino acids)
Source: RefSeq, a predicted model, not a curated record
CAGCAUGAAGAGCACUUUACUCUACACCUUCAGGCACCUGCAUGCCAAGAGACGGGGGCAAGAUGCGCAGAUGCUGCAAGCCAAAGGACAAGGUUUGUGGAGGCUUGUCAACAGUUCAGGAAUAUCAACAUUUGGCCAGACAGGGUGGCUGUCUGUGGAGAAAUAUGAAGAAUUUCCAGAUGUGAAUCUCCUUGGGAGCAUCAGGACAAUCCUGGCGUUUCUCUCCCUUCUAAAGAAAUACAAGGGAAACGGCAUUUAUUUUGUGACCAAGGCAGCUACUGAGAAAUUUUGUGAUGCUCUGAGACUGGAAAUGAAGAAGUUUGGUGUCCAGGCCUGUAUUAUUCAGCUGGGAAAUUAUGCACGCUCUACAAUAAUUCAGCCACCAGUCAGUGCCAAAGAGAUUUGGAAUGAACUCAGUGAAGAGAGAAAGGCAGUUUACAAUAAGGAGUAUGUUCAGGAGCAGGCAACCUUUUUCAACAGCAUACUCAGCGAAGGAAGCACUAAUGGCAGCGAGGCUGUAGAUGCUAUGGUAGAUGCUUUAACAUCUCCUGCACCCAAGGCACGUCACAUAGUAGCAAAGCUGAAGGAAAAAGCAUUGGUGUUUGUGUGCACUUUAUUCCCAACUGUUGUGAUGGAUUCCAUUUUGUCUUAUGCUCCGAGUAAAGUAAGAUUUGCGUAGCCUACAUUGGGACCGUUCAGUGACUUGGGCUGAGCAGUUUUUUAAACUGUGAAAGCCAGGGCUCAAUCUAAGGCCCCCAGAAAUACCGAGUUCCUGUGUUAGAGAUAAUGGAGACAAAAUGGAGCAUAUCCCACAGAGCAACUGCACACCUAAAUCAUCAUAGCAGAGAUGAACAUACUUUCCUUGUAGGAACCCACGUAGUAAUUUAUUAGGGAUUAUGGGAGGAGAUUAAUGGAGAAUUUAAGUAUGAGCAGUAGACCUUGAAAUACGUUGAAUGGAGUUAAGUGGCUGCAGAAAGUCAGUAAGAGUUGAAUAAUAAAGUUGUAAUAUGGAAACAGUGUCUUGGCUAAUUACGGUUUAGCUCUUUUUCAGGUGUUCUGGAUA